Molecule: messenger RNA, 7258 nt
Organism: Bubalus bubalis (water buffalo)
Lineage: Eukaryota; Metazoa; Chordata; Mammalia; Artiodactyla; Bovidae
Gene: TRAM2
Product: translocation associated membrane protein 2
Exons: 11
Coding region: 1281-2222 (313 amino acids)
Biological process (GO): SRP-dependent cotranslational protein targeting to membrane, translocation; protein insertion into ER membrane
Cellular component (GO): endoplasmic reticulum membrane
Source: RefSeq, a predicted model, not a curated record
GGGAAGUCGGAGGCCUCCUGGUGGUCCUCUGGCCAGCAUCCUAACAAUUCCCCUGAACAGCUGUCAGGCAGAACAGCUGUCCUCCUGUGAGUCCAUCCAGGCGGCCCUGCCUCUCCCUCUCGGGCCGCGACUGAAGGUGAACUGAUGGCCUCGGAGGUGGCCGCGCGGUGCUGGGCCCACGCGGUGCUGGGCCAGGGGAAGCGACGGACAGGCCAGAAGGUUUCCCAGCCCUGUUGAGCGUGAUGGUGCAGGGCUGUUGUUAUAAUUUUGGUUUUGCUCCCCCACCACAUCCUCCCCAGUCCUCUUGACUUCCUGUUUCCCCCUCGAAUUACAUCAGUUCAAGGCAUACUGAAUGAGCAUCUUCUCGGAUCUGAACAAGUGUCAGAACUUCAGAGGCAUCAGCAAUCUUGUGGAGCUGCCCAUGGCCAGUGCUCCCUCAGCCACCCCUCGUCUGUGGUCCUGUAUCUCAUUUCCUCAAGAGAUCCCCUCUGAGUAGAUGUAUUCCUUCCAGCUCCCCCGUUUUCUGCAUAUCCAGUCACUUCACCUCCCGUAGAUUUUCUCCUCACCACGCGGAGGUUUGAGAACUCUUCCAUCCCUCCCUGACCUCCUGGCCAGGUCCAGAUCUGUCUCCCCUUCUCUCUACGUUUCACGCUCAUCUCAUGCGCCAGCUUCUGCCACCUCCUUUUCUGCAACAUUUUACUCAGCAAAUAAUGAGUUUAUGAUCUUCCCGUCCCCAAAUCAGAUAGACUAUUCAUGCACUCAUUCUUUCAGCAAAUAUUUAUUGGGGUCCUAGUGUGUACUGAGCACUGUUCCAGCUGCUCUGGAUCCAUCAGAAGAAAAAAAGUUAAGACCACUGCCCUCUGCAGCAAGAAUCUCCAUCCCAGGCUGGCUGGUCCUCCCUGGAGCCCAGACUCCUCCAGACUCCUCCCCUGGCUGCUGUUCCUUCUGCCUCUCUUGUGGGUCCUUCUCAGCCCCCUCCCUUUCCCUCCCCCUCCCGGCCCUGGACCACAGCUGCCUUCUCUCUCAGUUGAUGAUCCCACCACCCUCCCAGCAUUCUGCAUUACCAUUCUAACCCCAAGCACAUCUUACUGAAGUUAUAUGUUUCACCGUCCAUCUCCUGAACCAGACGGGAACAUCGCUGUUGGAUACUCCAUCUGAAUUCACUGUGUCAUCGAAUCUUCUGAAAACGACCCACGCUGCCUGUGUUUGUGGCCAUUACUUUCGUCCAGGUCACCGCCAAGACUGCCUUCCUAUUUAUCUUACCUCAGUACAAUGUUAGCAUGCCUACAGCAGACGGCGAGACGGUGCACUACCACUACGGCCCGAAAGACCUGGUCACUGUCCUGUUCUACAUCUUCAUCGCCAUCAUCCUGCACGCCGUGGUGCAGGAGUACAUACUAGACAAAAUCAGCAAACGGCUUCAUCUCUCCAAAGUCAAGCACAGCAAGUUCAACGAAUCUGGGCAGCUGGUCGUCUUUCAUCUCAGCUCGGUGAUCUGGUGCUUCUACGUGGUGGUGACGGAAGGAUACUUAACAAACCCGAGGAGCCUCUGGGAAGACUACCCACAUGUGUACCUCCCCUUCCAGGUGAAGUUCUUCUACCUGUGCCAGCUGGCCUACUGGCUGCACGCACUUCCCGAGCUCUACUUCCAGAAGGUACGGAAGGAGGAGAUCCCGCGGCAGCUCCAGUACAUCUGCCUGUACUUGGUCCACAUAGCAGGCGCAUACCUCUUAAACCUGAGCCGCCUGGGCCUCGUCCUGCUCCUGCUGCAAUACUCGACCGAGUUCCUCUUCCACACGGCCCGGCUCUGCCACUUCGCGGACGAGAACAACGAGAAGCUGUUCAACGCCUGGGCGGCCGUAUUUGGAGUCACCCGCCUCUUCAUCCUCACCCUUGCCGUGCUGGCCAUCGGCUUCGGCCUCGCUCGCAUGGAAAACCAGGCCUUUGACCCCGAGAAAGGGAACUUCAACACGUUACUCUGCAGGCUGUGCGUGCUGCUGCUGGUGUGUGCCGCCCAGGCGUGGCUCAUGUGGCGCUUCAUCCACUCGCAGCUGCGGCACUGGCGCGAGUAUUGGAGCGAGCAGAGCGCCAAGCGCAGGGUGCCUGCUGCCCCCAGGCUAGCAGCCAGGCUCACCAAGAGGGAGUCGGGUUACCACGAAAAUGGGGUGGUGAAAGCCGAGAAUGGAACCUCCACACGGACUAAGAAACUGAAGUCUCCUUAAGGCCAAAGUGCUGAGAACAGCAAUCCUCUCGUGGGGGCCAGCAGGGAGCGCCCCCACCCGCCUUCCUGCUCCAGGCGCCCCGCCUCAAACAGCACAACCCCGUCUUCACACAGGGCCUUUUCCUCUUUCUUACGUCUCAGCUGUCUCCUCUUCUUCCUCCAUGAACCGUUCUCAAUAAAACCAAAAAUCUCCCUCUUUCCCUUCCUCAGACCGCCUCACCUCCUCACCUCUGUCCUGGGUGGGGUUUGCUAGAAGCCCAGGCUCUCUCACGGUUCCUUUUCUGUCGGCCUCCUCUUUCUCUUCUUUCAUGGCUUGUUUCUCUUUCUACUCGUUAGUGUACCUUAUCGUGCAAUUUCUCCAUGUCUGAUUUUUUACAACGAGAGGAGGCUAAGCCUGCAGUGCUGGCCAUCCAGUACCCAGUCCCUGGGACUUGAGUCGGCCGCCCUGUGCCAUGGAGCCUCCGCCAGGCCGGCAGCGGCCCCUCGGUGAUCUCUGUGCGGAUGGGCAGCAGGAGGAGAGACCGGCUCUCUCGGAUCAUCAUCUCCUAGGUGCUGAUGAACUGACGAGAUGUAUGAUUCCAGUUCUGCACGUGCCAUCUUGAGUACCACCCCCCCCUCCCCCGUCCCGGGGGCCCUUUCUAGUCCUAAGUGCCAAGGCUUUUGGCUUUGGGACGUGACAACUCGUUCCAGAAGGAUGGUGGUGACUGAAUUGGGUCCCGUGGCUGAUCAUGCAUUGGCAGCCACCCCUGCUCUCUGUCGGGGACCUGCUAGAGGAGGAUGAGUCAUCACACUCUACAGCAAGAGCAAAGUAACCGGCGCGGUGGGCACCUCCAGAGAGGUAAUGUGGCAGAAACGACGGCGUCGACCUGGCCUUCUGCAGCACGUCCAGCUGCACUGCGCUUCCCAUCUUUCACCAGCAACCAAACCAAACAGCAGUUAACAAACCAGCCCAGCGGGGGACACGCCGGUUCUAAACCCAGCAGCCCUGCCUGUUGGGGGCUGGCCUUGCCCCUGACUUCAUCUCUUUCGCUGCAGGAACACUAAGUUCCCCGGUGACCCCUGGUGCCCCAUCGAGGGUCACCUAGGCCCCUCACCCGCAAGCCUCACUUGCUGACUGUCCUAUGGAGUUGUCGUUGUCUGCUGCUGUUUGCUGAGCACGCCCACAGCAUUUUAGACGGUAUAAACCCAGGCUGACUCAGAAUCGCUCUGCUGGUUAGGAGGGCAGACCCAGCUUUGUUGACGGGAGUCUUUUUGCACCUUCCCCCUACGUGUUCCCUCCCAACCCCCCAAAGACAAGGCUUCCAGGCCUCACAGUGCCUUGUGAGGACUCCAGCAGGGAGCGAGGCUCUCAGGAGGACACCUGAGUGCCGUGCGGAGCUGGUGGGAGCAGGCAUGUUAGUGCCAUUUGAGGGGCUGCUCUUCUCCCUGACAUCAGAAUAGAAAGUAAACCUUGAGUUAUUACCCAGCAUGGGGGAAAUGGGUCUCUUCAUCAAGGCAGCUUCCUUCUCCAGGUCACUUGCCCCAGAGAGAAGUUUUAAUCUCCCAGUGCCUGGGAUUUGCUUCCUGACAGCCUGGUAGACCCUCACCUCUCUGCUCAGGAUGAGGCCCUGGAGAGGGGAAGGGGUUCUCUUGAUUACCAUUAGGAGAGGGACAAUGCUUGUGAAAACGCGAAUUUCUCCCAUCUUCUCCUUCCCUGACACUUAUCUGGGCUGCAAGGGAGAAUGUUGGUGAAAGGGUGGCUUGUACCAACUGAGCGGACCCAGUCUAGAAAGCCCUCAGCCGUUCAAAUAGUCCCCCUCCCCACUCGUGGCUGUAGCUAAGUUUCUGCUCCUGCUUGCCUGGGGAUGCUGUGUAUGUAACCCAGGUCAGCCUGCAGCCUCCUCAGCCUGCCCGCUGGCCUCAUGCCCGGCCCAGUCCUCUCUAGGUGUCCUUGGCCUUGGCACUGCUCCCCGGAGGCCACCCCCCAUGCUGGGGAGCCCUGCAGCCUCAUGCCUUCUCCCUGGGCCGGGGAGGAGGGAGCCGCAGCUGGGGCCCUGCCCAGAGCAGCGUCCCUUCUCGGGUACCAAGGUGAUCACUGACAGAACACAGGUGUUUGGCGUGCCCUUGGUCUCCGCGGUACCGUGUGCCUCACGGUGGCACCACCGGCCUGGGCCCGGGCCGACUCUCACUGCAUCCUAAACGAUGGGGUCGGUUCCCCGAUGAGAGUUUGGGAAAUCUUCCCCACCGUGUGAAGCCCCUGAGAACAUUACGGAAGGCUAGUGUCCCACCCGCCAGCUUCAGGAGUGAUUUGAGGGGAGGCUGAGAGGGUAACUGUGGGUGCCUGUCACCCCAGGCAUGCCUGGCACAUUUGCUUCAGAGCAGAGCCAAGCCUGUGGCAGGUUGGCUCACAGUGUGUGACCAGGGGCCGAGAAAUCUCAGUUCCGCUUGGUCUUGAGAACUUGGGCUGCCUUGUCUUGGUUUGGCCAUUCUGACUCUGUUCUUCAGUCUCAAAUCCUCUGUGAUGGCCCGGCCAGACGCCCCCAAGUUUGAGAGGCUGCUUAGCACCAUCUGCCAGGAGCCGAGCAGACACUUAUCUACCUCAGCAGCCCCACCCCACCCCAUCAUCGCCGGCUGGCACACGUUGGGGCAUCUGGUAGCAUGGGAGAGGAGGCCCUGGGGUGGCGAUCCUAACCCUCCCUGGAGGCUCUGUGAUGGGAAGUUGUUGUCUCGCUCUGGGUUCUGAUAACUGCAUAUUAUUCCUUGGUUAUAGAUGCCCCUUCUGAAGGCAGGGCAGUUCUGGGGGACACAGGAGCAGGCCGAGCUGGGCCUGGUCAGUCCUAGUCCUGCAUGUGUCUCUGCAGACCUGCGUCCUUUCCCAACAAGGGCCUCUCCCAUUCCUGUCCCAAGCAGAGCUACCACACUUCAGAAACCAGACUACCAGCUACCAGACUUCAGAAUCCCUGCCCUGGCCCCCUCUGCAGAGGGUGCUGUUGACUGGAAAGCCCUGGAGCUGGGCCAGGUGUUCCGGGAUGCGCGCGGCUGGGUUUGCUUUGGGGACCUGUUUUCUUGUCACCUUUGACUUUCCUCGGUGCUGAGGAGAAGGUAGGGGCAGGGUGUGUGCCCCCCUCCCGGGUUCAAGUUCAAAGUGGCUGCUCCUUGCAGCCUUUUGGGUUCUUUCCUGGGCUUCGGCCUCCCUGUCGGUCUGUCCUAGGCUGGGGGGCCAAGAAGGCUGGGAGGUCUGCAUGUGACUCGCACCUGCAGGGGCCCCCGUGUCCCAGUGAACAGACCCCCUCUCCUGAGGGUCAGGGCCUGACCUCGUGGAGAGUGGCUUGUGAGUCAGGGCCGCCGAGUGGUCUUUCUCUCUCCACACUGCCAUCUUGGCUCGCAGCCCUCUCCUCAGGAGGGCUUAGGCACGACUGCACCACUGGGCUGUUGACAGAUCACUUGGGACCUAAGUCGAGUCUCCCCCAGGUAUGGCUGCCUCAGGGAGGAGCCUUCACUAACUUCUCUCUCUCUCAGUUCUUGCGUGAGUAGUAAUUCUUUUCAGAAGGCUGUGAAAGACCACGGUUCCCCCAGCCGCCUCCCUUACCAGCUCGCUCUCUUUUAUGGAGGUCCCCAGAAAGCACGGGGACGCUGGCUCUGCGAGGCCUCUUUCUGCCCUGAGCUGAUCCUGUAUCUUUUUGUCAGAAGUGCCUUCCUUACCGGGGUCUCCUGGCCUCCACUGCAGUGUGUGGCCAGCCCCCGGCCCCAGUACGGCUCCGUGGAAAAGGGACACGGACUGUGAGUUUCCCCUCAUUCGUCUUAGCCUCGCCCCCGCCCGUUGUCAGGACCUGGUGGUUUCCAGUUCCUCCUCGAGUCCAGGUGCUUGUGAGGGCCCCUCUGCGGGCAGCUGCCCAUCAGGGAAGCUUGGGGCUCCCUGGGCACCAGGCGCCAUGCCUCUGGCUCAUGCGCUGAACCCUGCUCAUCCAGCUCCCCCGACGUGUAGAAGAAAAGGUAUCCUCGCAGCAGCCUCUUCUCAUCUGUUCUGUUUCCCAUUCGACCCAAAGUUUAUGCAGGAAGGUGUUUACUCUUACAGAUGCCCGUCUGACGUGGGUCCUGCUGGGCUGUGGCAGACGCCCCCUCCGUGCAGUGUUACCUUGUUGAGCAUCAGCUCCCCCUCGCCCGCCCCUUCCCGCCACCUCCUCCCUCUUCCGGGUUGUGCAAUAACUCUCCCAGCCAGUGGUCUUUCCCACAGGCCGUCUGUCCCUCCCAGUGCUCGGCCACUGGGGCAGGACGGGACCCACGGGAGGGUGGUCGUCAUCCCCACAGAAGAAACGGUAGCCACGCUCCCUCUUUGUCGUUCUCGUGACCUUGGUGGCACUCUAGUGGAACAUUAUAGCAUUGUCUUAGAAGUCCCUGUAUUUUUUAAACUGUUUAAAAAGGAAAAAAAAAAAAAAACCAUCCUCACGAUGGGGCAUUAAUAGGUUAGCAUCUGGGAAUAAGAUCUGUGAGACACCCGAGGCAUCACCAGCACUUCGCUGAAAGCAUUCACGAGUUUGUGUGGAGAGGAGGGAGGUUUUCCUGGGAAUCAGCCGUGUGUGGGCACCCGGUCACCCGAUCACAUCUGACCAGUGCUAAGUGCCACCAUCUCCUUGGGUACAGAGUCAAGUGUUUAUGUGAUGAGACGCUACACCUCAUCGUUUUCAGUUUCUCUUGUUUAAUAAACAUCUGAAGGAUGAGCUGAGGCUGCUGGUGCCCUGAGCAACUCAUAAUGCAGAUGUGGACGAAGUAUCUCUUCACUUUUCCACUUCAGCCUGUUCAUGUUAUGGACCAAAUUUCCAACGAGGAACUCAAGGAAAAUUUGUACCUGCCGUAUUUAUGCUUUCAUGUAAAAGGGUUUUGUUUUUUUUUGAGGGGGCUCUUUAUACUUUCAGUGAACUUUUUUCCAAAUCCUUUUCCCACUGUGUCUGUCCGAUUUUAAAACAAAUUACAGUUUUGUAUGAAUUUUUUAAAAUGUACAUUUUGAGACAAAUGAUCAAAUAUUUUUGAAAUAACUGAAUAAAAGGCAUAGAAUUAUUA